This is a messenger RNA of Trifolium pratense (red clover), 1393 nucleotides long. Its product is annotated as nodulin-25-like. The transcript is spliced from 18 exons. The record is from RefSeq and is a predicted model, not a curated record. Lineage: Eukaryota; Viridiplantae; Streptophyta; Magnoliopsida; Fabales; Fabaceae. Bases 49 to 1155 code for a protein of 368 amino acids.
AGAGACUACAUUAUUGCUUAUCAACAUUGUCAUUCUCCAACAAGCAAUAUGGUUUACUCAAAUUCAUAUAUGUUUCUUGGUAUUGGAGUUUUUGUUAUUCUCUCUUCUCAUGCUUUAGCUAAUCAUUUGGCCUCUGAGCCCCUUAUUUAUGAUGUUUAUAAAAUGCCUCCAGAGCCCCCUACUUAUCCCGAAAUUAAUGGAGAGGCAUUGGAUGACCAAAAGGUCGACCAAGAAUACGUGAAGGCUCAGGCAAAAGAAGAGGCAUUGGAUUUGAAUGAGCAAAAGGUCGUAGAAUAUAACGCACAAAAAAUUGAAGAGGCAUUGGGUGAGCAAAAAGCCCUAGAAUACGUGACGGCACAAAAAUUGGCUGCGUGUGAAAGUCCUCCUAAUCCACUUUCGAAUUCUAAAAUCAACGAAGAGAUAUUAGAUGACCAAAAGAGCCAAGAAUACGUGAAGACUCAUAAAUCUGAAGAGGCAUUGGAUGAGGAAAUGGUCCUCGAAUAUCUUAAGGCGGCACAUAAGUUUGCAGAAGCAUUGGAUGACCAUAAGGGCCAAGAAUAUGUGAAGGCUCAUAAAUUUGUAGGGGGAGAAGGAGAUGAUGAUGACGACGACGAUGAUGAUGACGAUGAUGAUGAUUAUGAAGAAGAAAUUCUUCAGUGCUUGAAUUGCUUACAUGCAAGAAAGCUAGGCAAGGAUCAUGAGAAAGAUGAAAGUUUUGGGAAUGAAAGGUUUAGUUCGUUGGGAAGAAGGGAGAUAGAGAGAUCUGCUUGUGAAAGUCCUCCUAAUCCUCUUACUGGUCUCAAAAUUAACGAAGAGGCAUUGGAUGACCAAAAGGACCAAGAAUAUGUGAAAGCUCAGAAAAUUGCUGCUUGUGAAAGUCCUCCUAAUCCCCUUACUGAUCACAAAAUUAAUGAGGCAUUGGAUGAUCAAAAGGACCUAGAAAUUAACGGGAAGGCUCCAAAAAUUGCUGCUGCAUCUGAAAGUUCUAAGCCCCUUACCGGUGUAGAAAUUAAUGAGUCUAAAGUUGAUUGGAGGUCUUUCCAUGCAAAAUAUCCUUGGAUAAAAAAGAAUGCUCAUAAAAGUAUUCCUGGAAGCAGAAAAUUACUCAAUGAUAUUGCCAAUGACCAGCUUGGAGGACAUUCUCUACAAAUCUGAUGAAGAAUAAUGUUGCAACCAAAAAAUCACUACAGGACUUUUUAGUGAUGAGAAAAUAAAGUUUUUUUAAUGGCAAAUAUAAUAUGUAUUAAUAAAUUAAAGUAUAAGAGUCCUCCUACCCAUAUACUAUAAUAUAUAAAUUAAGUUGUUUUAGGUUGAAUAGACCUACAAAUUAAACACAAGUUGUUAAUUAUAUGUCAUAUUUAUAAUGAUAAUUAUGUUGUGGAAUUGUUGUCAA